Molecule: messenger RNA, 2081 nt
Organism: Achroia grisella
Lineage: Eukaryota; Metazoa; Arthropoda; Insecta; Lepidoptera; Pyralidae
Product: pancreatic lipase-related protein 2
Exons: 11
Coding region: 220-1803 (527 amino acids)
Biological process (GO): lipid metabolic process
Molecular function (GO): triacylglycerol lipase activity
Source: RefSeq, a predicted model, not a curated record
CAACUGGCGACGUCAAAUCAUUUCAUUUGAAACUGUCGUCUAUGUUAUGAGUGUAGUGUGAUAAAUACAUUAGCUCGGGUCACUGAUCAUAUUUCAUUGCGUUUGCGUUUGUAUAAUUGAUAACGUACGCAGAAACGUAACGUUAGUAAAACCUAAUUUUCGCUUUCCGUUAGUGAGAGUAUUAAGUUAUUGUUGAUUACUAAUGAAUAACGUUUUAAAAUGUUUAACAACACGAGUGCAACGUUGAUGCUUCAAACAAUUAUGAUUUUGAUGGACAAACAAAAUACAACGGAUGUAACGAAAUUUCCAAGUACAUUUAGUGAAGAUGCCGAGCUGGAACGAUGCUAUGGUAACUACGGGUGUUUCUCAAAAGCGUACCCUUGGACGGAGAAUCGGCCCGACAACUACUUCCCAGCAACUCCCGAGUCUAUGGGUGUGCGAUAUUUUGUUUUUACAAGAAGAAAUCGCAAGUUACCGGUGCUAUUAUUAGCGGAUGAUUUGGACAGAUUACGAAAUGCUAAUAUUAAUCCUAGAGGUCCUUUUUACAUAAUAUCUCACGGAUUUAUAGAAGGUGGUCAUAAAGUCUGGAUUGAGAAUAUGGCUAACGCUCUGCUGAAUUUGGAACACAACGAUCACGCAACUGUAAUUAUAUUGGAUUGGCGAGGAGGUUCCCAGCCACCAUAUGGACAAGCAGUAGCUAAUAUCAGACUAGUAGGAGUCAUAACCGCUCAUCUCAUUCACAAUAUUUAUGAAGUUCUUGGUUUAUCGAAUUUGGACAACUUUCACUUCAUCGGACAUUCAUUGGGUGCACAUUUGGGUGGUUACUGUGGUCAUGCUUUGCAAAAGAAAUUUAACUUAAAAUUAGGAAGAAUAACAGGCUUAGACCCAGCGGCACCGUAUUUCAGCAAAACUGUUACUUUGGUACGUCUGGACAGGUCAGACGCUAAAUACGUAGACAUUAUUCAUAGCAACGCGAUUCCACUAUAUCUUUCAGGUUUCGGUAUAAGCGAGCCAAUUGGUCACGUGGACUUCUAUCCUAAUGGUGGCACUACACAGCCCAAUUGCAAAUCUGGGAAACCAAGACGUGAUGGCGGCGAUGAAAUGUAUCAAAACGUAAUUUGGUACGUUUCGUGUAAUCACGAGAGAAGCCAUGAUUAUUUCACUGAAACUAUUUCGCCGUCUUGUCCUUUCCUCGGCAUACAAUGCGACUCUUACGAAUCAUUCCUUGGUGGCAACUGCACUAAUUGUGACAAUAAGCACUUAUGUAUACCUAUGGGAUAUCACUCGUAUAACGUGUACAAACGGUUACAAGUUGGCGGUCUUGUCGACUCUAACUCUAAUAUACCCUUAUACUUAAUGACUGGAGGCACGAAACCAUUCUGCAGAAUUCACUAUGAGGUUACGCUAAAAGUAUCAAGUUCUAAUGAGAGCAACACUCAUGGACCGGAAUCUGGAAAAUUAUCAAUAACUCUCAUUGACAGAAACAACAAUAAAAGUGAACACAAGUUUUUGGAUGAUGAACAGAAAUACUAUAAGCCAGGAGACUUGGAGACUAGAAUGGUUGCAAUUAAAGAUACUGGCUAUCCACCAGUUUCUGUAAUUGUUGAAUGGAAAUAUGAGACCAACCUGUUCAACCCAAUGACAUGGAGAUUACUGAAGUCACCCAGUAUUUAUAUAGAGUACUUGAAGAUUUCCUCUUUAGAGUAUGGUACAGACAUUACUGUUUGCCCAAAAAUGAACAAGCCUGUCGUCGCUAAAUUACCAACGGUGAUGAAACCAAAGUAUUGUAAAUUUAAUAAAUAAUUUUACUAUGAAGAAAUGAUGAGCAAGUAAUCUGUAAAAAUGCAAGAAGACGAAUUUUCUUCUGCUGUGUAACGUAUGUGUAAAUUCGGACAAAGCACUUAAUGCAAUGCAUAUACUCACAAAAAGUAUUCUAAUAGUAUUUUAAUAUAAUUUUAGAUAUGAGUAUUAUGUUAAAUGGUAUACUAUGUAAUUAUAUUGUACACAUCAUUUAGUUAAUUGGAUAUUUAUAAGCUUACAAUCUAAAUACUUAUAAAUUUAAGUUUUUAUUAUAUACUUUU